CAAACAUACAUCAAUAUUUCACCACCCAGACAAACCACUUCACUACUUGUCAAAUAAUGGAAGCCACUUGGGUUGUUGCACACGUAGCUGCAUGGCUAGGAGCUCUAGCCCUCAUCCUCCUCUCUCGCCGCCUCCGCCACCGCAAGCUCAAUCUGCCACCCGGCCCUAAACCCUGGCCUAUCAUUGGAAACCUCAACCUCAUAAGCCACCUUCCCCACCGUUCCGUCCACGAGCUCGCCCUAAAAUACGGCCCCAUCAUGCAGCUCAAGUUUGGGUCAUACCCUGUCGUCGUGGGUUCUUCAGUAGAAAUGGCCAAGGCCUUCCUGAAAACACACGACGUCACUUUUGCCGGCCGCCCUAAAUUCGCAGCCGGCAAACACACAACCUACAACUACUCGGACAUCACUUGGUCCCCGUAUGGCCCAUAUUGGCGGCAAGCCCGUAAAAUGUGCAUCACGGAGCUUUUCAGCAACAAACGCCUAGAGUCUUAUGAAUAUAUUAGGAGGGAGGAAAUGAGUGCCUUGCUUAAAGGAUUAUAUGAUUCCUCCAACUCCAACGUUUUGCUCAAAGACCACCUCUCAACCGUGAGCCUCAACGUCAUAAGCCGGAUGGUGCUUGGAAAGAAGUACACUGACGAGACUAAAGAUGCGAUUGUGAGCCCCGAUGAGUUCAAGAAGAUGUUGGAUGAGUUGUUCUUGCUGAGUGGGGUGUUGAACAUCGGCGAUUCGAUACCUUGGCUUGAUUUUUUGGACUUACAAGGGUACAUAAAGAGGAUGAAGACUUUGAGCAAGAAGUUGGAUAUGUUUUUGGAGCAUGUGUUGGAUGAACAUAUCACAAAGAGGGAGGCUGGUGGGAAAGACUUUGUUGUAAAAGACAUGGUUGAUGUGCUCUUGCAGCUUGCUGAUGAUCCUAACCUAGAAGUUAAGCUUGAGAGGCAUGGGGUCAAGGCAUUUACUCAGGACCUAAUUGCCGGAGGAACGGAGAGCUCAGCAGUGACGGUGGAAUGGGCAAUUUCGGAGCUCCUAAGGAAGCCGGAGAUAUUCAAAAAGGCAGCAGAGGAGCUAGACAGGGUGAUUGGAAGAGAGAGAUGGGUUGAGGAGAAGGACAUUGUUAAUCUCCCAUAUGUUGAUGCCAUUGCCAAAGAAACCAUGAGGCUGCACCCAGUGGCACCCAUGUUGGUGCCAAGGCAAACCAGGGAAGACUGCCAAGUAGCUGGCUAUGACAUACCCAAGGGCACCAGAGCCCUAGUGAGUGUGUGGACAAUAGGAAGAGACCCUGAAUUGUGGGACAACCCUGAGGAGUUCUUCCCUGAGAGGUUCCUAGGCAAGGACAUUGAUGUCAAAGGCCAGGACUUUGAGCUGCUCCCUUUUGGGUCAGGCAGGAGGAUGUGCCCUGGCUACAGUCUGGGCAUUAAGGUCAUUCAGUCAAGUCUGGCUAAUCUGUUACAUGGAUUUACAUGGAGAAUGCCAUAUAACAUGAAGAAAGAGGAUUUGAGCAUGGAGGAGGUUUUCGGGCUUUCGACACCGAAAAAAACUCCCCUUGUUGCAGUCUGUGAGCCUCGUCUUCCACCUCAUGUUUACUCACUGUGAUUAUGUGAGUUUCUUUGUAUCAGCUAGUUCCUCUCAAUAAUGUUUAGUACUUGGGAAAGUUUGUUAUGAGUGCAAUCCCAAUCCAGACCUAUUCCUGUAUUUCCAUUUUUUUUUCUUUUGUUUCACUUUUAUAUGUGGAAGUAGUAAAGUUAGUUGAUGGGUGGCUUUCACUCUCCUUCAGGAGGGGGUCUUUGUGUGGCACCCGUUGUGAUGGCUCAUUGGAUGAUGUGAGAAAGGUUGGGUCAUUACAUGGGAGUAGUGUUGAAUUUUAAAGCAAAGGAUUUGUGUUUAAGAUCUA
Pyrus x bretschneideri (Chinese white pear) is the source of this 1887-nucleotide messenger RNA. RefSeq names its product trimethyltridecatetraene synthase. The transcript has 2 exons. Lineage: Eukaryota; Viridiplantae; Streptophyta; Magnoliopsida; Rosales; Rosaceae. Gene Ontology annotation, molecular function: monooxygenase activity; oxidoreductase activity, acting on paired donors, with incorporation or reduction of molecular oxygen; iron ion binding. The coding region runs from base 57 to 1589 and encodes 510 amino acids. The record is from RefSeq and is a predicted model, not a curated record.